Molecule: messenger RNA, 4053 nt
Organism: Didymodactylos carnosus
Lineage: Eukaryota; Metazoa; Rotifera; Eurotatoria; Philodinida; Philodinidae
Source: the annotation of a GenBank genome assembly
GCAAUAAAAAUAUCAUAUUGGGAGUUAGCAUCGAAAACCGAAUCGAAUGAUAUACUUUUGUUACCCUGUCCGACCACCUUUGUUUUUUUCGAUUUUCACGUCGAAGAAUUACUGAGAUUUUCACCAAAACAUAAAAAUCAACGAAAAAUUUCGAAACAUAUAUCAUUCGAUUCGGUUUUCGAUGCUAACUCCCAAUAUGAUAUUUUUAUUGCAUAAAAAAUGAGUUCUGAUGGAGAAAACAGAGAAUUACGGACAGAAUUCCGAUUUUUUCGCUUCUGAUUCAGAAAAAAUGUACUUUCUCAGGAAUGAAAUAAAUUUUUGAAAAAAGCGAGCCGUUUUUUGAAGAGGGAGCAUCCAGCGAUUCUAAUUAUGUAAAAAUAUUGACUCCGGGACUCUCGAGAAAGUAUCUGCCGUGUAGUCGUUUUGCUUUUAACAUCUUUGGCGAAUAGGCGUUUAGAUAUAUAAAGGCUUUUAUCCCAUAUUCUAGUUCGCUUUUCAACGCUGAACAAGAAUAUCUGAGUUUGAACGUUUCAAGUUGUAACCAAACUUAGAAAAGUCAAAUUUAAAAAAAGGCGUGAAAAACCGGGUUUUUGACCUCUUCAUAGUAUUUUACAAUUUUUUCAGCGAGGAAACGAUUUUGAGAGGCCGGGAACACAUAUUCGUGAUCAGCACGCGAUUCUCUAUCGAAUGAUGUGUAAAAUAUAGAAAACUAAAUCCUGCUCGAUCUUUGCUUUAUGUGCAUCUUACAAAAAGGCCAUGUCUAUUGGUAGCUAAUUAGCUGGCUGCAGCUCGCAUUUGACAUUGAGCGUAUCGACAAAUUUGUUAAGUAAUGAGAUCAAUUGAUUAAUUCUACACUUGCUCGCUCACAAGAGAAAUGCAAAUUCACCUCAAACAUUCAAUAUCACUAGCUUUUGCUCUUUGAAUCAUUAAACUGAAGCGAAAAUGCUAAAAGCUGAGUGACGCGUUAAUCUUCACAGUGUAGCUACCGUUUGAGUUAACUUUGACUUAAAUCAAAGUAAACUUUAAAGUUAUUGUACUGCAGACGUGGCCAAAUCUAUUCUUGUUAAAAACACAGCUAUUUUUUUUCCUUUUAACUUAUUUUUGUUCUAGACGAUUACAAAGCCGAUGGAUUUCGAUGGGAUAAUUACGGCAACGUCUUUUUCUCUAAAUCAGGGAAAGAAUUUCGAAAAUAUUAUUUCAAAACUUGUACGUCGAUCAAAGAAAAUGAAAAUAAAUUCAAGAAAUUCAUUUAUGUGUCCACAUCCGAUGCUUUAAACGUCAUAGUGAUUUAUAUUGGUAGGACUGUAGUUGAAUCACAAACGUCUCAUCAGCAUUUGUUUCUUGUUUCUAUAACUUCUAGGUGAUGUGAGUUAUGCACAGCAGAGGCCACAUGGCAAUGUUAAAAAAACAGAAAAUGCUUCUUCAUUCCAUCGUACAAAACCUUCAGUAUUAAACAAUAUUAAAGAAGUCGUGCAACAUAAUACUGGUUCGAAAGUGUAUAAAGACAUAAUUUCCACAAGUGAAUUUGAAUCAAUCUGUCCAAGAAACGUCAAACAGACCAAUAAUCUUCGUCAUUUAUUUCUCAAUAAAAAUCGUCUAACGAAUGAUGAAAUAUUGAAUGUGAUACAAUUAUCGUUUGAACUAAAUGAUUUCAUCAGAGUUGCAUCUUUUCCUAAUGUGGCAAUUGUGUUGAUUCAUAAAGAAUCAGAAGAUAUAUUCAAAAAUUUAUUGGAAGCAACUAGUGAAUACAUACAACUGUUCUAUGAUACAACGUUUAAAAUUGGAUCAUACUAUUUGUCAAUCUUGAUUAGUGACCACGAAAGCAGUUUUAUCAAAGCAUUUACACAAACAUUUCCAAAUCUAAAACUGGCACGAUGUGGUCUGCAUUACUCAAAAGAUCUACGUACUUGGCUAAAGGCUGAUUUUAAAAAGCACUUUGAUCCUACAGUGCAUAAUGGAUACAAUCCACCAUAUGACGAUGAACCACAAUUGCUAUUAUCAGAAAGAGUACAACGAGCACGAAAUAGUCACAUUGAUCAUCAUCAGAACAGUGUAUCUGAACUACUAGCAAGUGAAACAGAAGCUGAAUUUCAAUCAAUACUGAAGAGAAUAAAACCAACAUGGACACAAUCAUUUCAACGUUACUUUGAAAAGAAUCACCUGAACAAUAUUGAGCAAUUAGCUAAUGCACCACCCACUUCGAAUGCAGCUGAAUCAAUGAAUUCAGCGAUCAAAAAAUACUUACAUUUCAAACAGCAAUCAAUGGACCGUUUUGUUACAAACACAUACCCAUUUAUGGGAUAUUAUGUUACGGAAAUUCAUCGAGGCUAUUGUCAAUUGGGGUCAUACAAAUUGAAAUCAGAAUAUCAUCAUCUUGCUGCCGAUCCAAAUAUACUGACGGUGAAUAAAACUUAUAAUAUUGAUGAUGUAUUGGUUCAAAUCAAAGAACAUUUGAUGAAAGAAAAGAAAAAUCAAACAAACGUUCAUUCUCGAUCACUUUUUACAUUCAAUAUGUUUGAGAGCAAUGAAGACGAUAUUGAAGAUAUCGAUGAAACAAGUGACAAUUCAAGCCUAACAACCACAGCAGCCUCAACGUCAUCAGUAAACCAACCAAAUAGUACUGUCGUCAAACAUAGUAUGACCACGGAAGAAAAAGCUAAGAUGAUUAUCAGUCAACGUCUCGUCAGUUUUGAUGAAGAGGCAAAAGUGUUUAAUGUUCAAUCAUUGGAUAGAACAAACUGUUAUUCUGUACAUUAUCACGAUCCAAAAGUUCUACCCAAGUGUAGUUGUAAUAAUCGUGCGCAGAACUGCUCUCAUGUUGCAACUGUGAAACUCGUAAUGGGAACACCAUUAUCAGAUCGUGAUCGUCAAAUAAAUCUUGGCACCAUACGCAAGAGAAAGCGGCAACAAGAUAAAGAAGGCGGAAGUGGGAACAAAUGUCCAAAUAGAGUUGAUCGUGCAGUUGCGAAGCAAUAUAAAGCUGAAGCAUUGAAUAAACGAACAUCGCCAUAUUUUGAUAAUGAUUCAAACACAACGAAUCACUCUACACCUUCACCGUCUUUUCGUGUCAAUCCUGUUGCAACGAAUCUACUAAAUGCACCAACAACAACACAAACAUUGCGUUUCAUCGCACCAAAACGACCACCACUGCAAAAUAUUCAAAAAAUGACGUUCCAUUUUAUCUUGCAAGCUCCGAUGAAAACGAAAAAAGAUUUGAUUAAUCAUUUAAAUGAUUAUGUUCAAAAUGUACCACAUCAAUGGGCUCAAAUACACGGUACCUCUCCAAAUCAAAUUCAUCAACAAAAGUUGCUUGAUUUUUACAACUCAUGUGUUAAAAAUAAACAAUUUGGUCGAAAAUAUUAUCCCAGAUCAGGAAAUUAUAUAUAUCGUUUCGAAAGAAGUAACAAAAGUGGUGAGAUGUGUUUUGUGGUUGAUCAGUUUGUGAAACAAACGGGAAGACAUGCCAAGACAACUGAUUAUCACGAAAAAAUGACUCGACGUGUGUUUCUUCGAGAUCAGUUGGUGAAACUGAUGGUAGAUUAUUAUAUUGUUGAAGGAAUCAAAACAGGCCGUGCACCGUCGAACAACUCUUUUGAUCGAAAGUACAAAGAAAACAAUUGGAUUGUGCGCGAAAAAGUCAAUCCAGUUUUUGAUUACAUGUAUCAAUUGAUUAGGUUCGAACGGGACGGUGAAAGUUCGUCAGAUGAAGAAGAAAAAGAAAAUGCUGAUAGUCGAAAAGAUAAAUCAACGCCAAAUGUCGUCGUUACAACAGCACAACAAGGUCCAGCAGCAGUUUCUGCAACAGUUUUAGCUGUCGUCACAAGUACGACACCAACAGCUGCUCUUAAUCGUGAAUUAAGACGUAGCACUGAUGAAGGUGGUUCAUGUUCAGCUGCUAAAAAGACAAAGAAAGAUAAAUCUGAUCAACCACUUGAGACGAGAACAACAACAGUUAAACAACACAGCGAUCCGGGUCGUACAGCGGCUUCUGCACUUGCACAAGAUAUGACACCAGAAACAUUUAAACGUGAAUUAAGACCAAGGAAAAAAUGA